Molecule: messenger RNA, 1198 nt
Organism: Motacilla alba alba
Lineage: Eukaryota; Metazoa; Chordata; Aves; Passeriformes; Motacillidae
Product: olfactory receptor 14J1-like
Exons: 2
Coding region: 266-1198 (310 amino acids)
Biological process (GO): G protein-coupled receptor signaling pathway
Cellular component (GO): membrane
Molecular function (GO): olfactory receptor activity; G protein-coupled receptor activity
Source: RefSeq, a predicted model, not a curated record
UCCUGGCUAUCAAGCAGAGCUUCAAAAAGACAUUUCUCCUGAGGAGCAGCUCCUCUCCCAGCCCAGCAGGGCUGAGGGCACUGCCUGCAGGUACCUGAGAGCAGUGGAGAAGACAGAAGCUCAAAGCACCUGCAAGGACAAUUCUGAGAUCAUCAAUGGAGAAAUCUUCAGCACUUCUGGCACAGUCAGUCUCUGGCUGCAGGGAUCUGCUGAAGCUGACCCAGGACAGCACUGAUGUGACUCUCCCCGUGGCCAGAGACAGCAAAUGUCCAACAGCAGCUCCAUCAGCCACUUCCUCCUGCUGGCAUUGGCAGACACGCGGCAGCUGCAGCUCCUGCACUUCUGCCUCUUCCUCGGCAUCUCCCUGGCUGCCCUCCUGGGCAACGGCCUCAUCAUCAGCGCCGUAGCCUGCGGCCACCACCUGCACACGCCCAUGUUCUUCUUCCUGCUCAACCUGGCCCUCACUGACCUGGGCUCCAUCUGCACCACUGUCCCCAAAGCCAUGCACAAUUCCCUCUGGGACACAAGGACCAUCUCCUACUCAGGAUGUGCUGUUCAGCUAUUUAUGCUUGUCUUCUUCCUUGGAUCAGAACUUGCCCUCCUUACUGUCAUGUGCUACGACCGCUACGUGUCCAUCUGCAAACCCCUGCACUACGGGACCCUCCUGGGCAGCAGAGCUUGUGCCCACAUGGCAGCAGCUGCCUGGGCCAGUGGCUUUCUCAAUGCUCUCAUGCACACGGCCAAUACAUUUUCCCUGCCCCUGUGCCAGGGCAAUGCCCUGGGCCAGUUCUUCUGUGAAAUCCCACAGGUCCUCAAGCUCUCCUGCUCACACUCCAGCCUCAGAAAAUUGGGGCUUCUUGCUGUUAGCAUCUGUUUAGCUUUUGGUUGUUUUGUGUUCAUUGUUUUCUCCUAUGUGCAGAUCUUCAGGGCUGUGCUGAGGAUCCCCUCUGAGCAGGGACGGCACAAAGCCUUUUCCACCUGCCUCCCUCACCUGGCCGUGGUCUCCCUGUUCCUCAGCACUGCAGCCUUUGCUUACCUGAAGCCCCCCUCCAUCUCCUCCCCAUCCCUGGAUCUGGCCCUGUCAGUUCUGUACUCGGUGGUGCCUCCAGCCCUGAACCCCCUCAUCUACAGCCUGAGGAACCAGGAGAUCAAGGCUGCAGUGGGGAGACUGAUGACUGAAUGCUUUCAGAAAUACUAA